Messenger RNA from Bolinopsis microptera, 1774 nucleotides. Its product is annotated as insulin-induced gene 2 protein-like. Gene Ontology annotation, cellular component: endoplasmic reticulum. The record is from RefSeq and is a predicted model, not a curated record. The coding region runs from base 22 to 633 and encodes 203 amino acids. The transcript has 7 exons. Gene Ontology annotation, biological process: sterol biosynthetic process. NCBI's taxonomy places the organism in Eukaryota, Metazoa, Ctenophora, Tentaculata, Lobata, Bolinopsidae.
UAUAUAACAAAUAAUUUGAGUAUGACAAGUUUGAGUAAUCAGCCCGAGUUGCCUCUGAGGAUAGCAGUGUUAUUUUUAGCUGGCGUCGUGUUCUCUCUCCUGUUCUCCACCUUAUUGAUUCAAAGAGAGGUGACGUCACUACCAACAGAGCUGCUGAACGACAUGGUGUCCUCUGCGUGGUGGGUUCCCAUAGCUGCAGGGAUACUGUCUCUCUGUGUCGGCAUGCUCUACCCCACCGUUGACAGUAUUUACGGUACAAAACCAGUGUUACAGUGUGAUUGGUCCAAUCUCAUUCGCUGCUCCAUCAUUUUCUUCGGCAUAAACCACGCCUGCAUGAAACUGGACUACAUGAACAGCAUGCAGCUAUCAGUAACACUUGGGGUCCUGUCUAUAACGAUGUGGUGGUUGUUCGACAGGACAGUGUCCGGCCUGGUUGUGGGUCUCGUCUCCACCAUCGUCUUCAUAUCUGUAUCCCAGUUCUUUGUCUAUCACGGUUUUGCCAGUUAUAAGGCACCAGAUUUCUUCUUGCUGCGAUCCUGGAUCCCCUCCCUAAUAUUCAGCGCCGUCAUAACGUUUGGUACUAUCGGCCGACAGCUCUCCGCUUUCAGAUUUACACACAGCCACGAAGAUUGAACUCAGUUUCGAAUGCUUAAGAAACAACGCAGAAACACUACACUAGAUAGAAUCAUUCAGAGUUAAACAGAUGAAAUCAUAAGCAGUCAACGUUAACAAGAUCACAAUAUUAUGUCAUCCAGAAUAAUCAUCGGCACGUUGAAGAUCACGACGGGUUGUGAUAGGAAGUGUGACAGAGGUUUGAAAUUAGAUAACAUUUACGGAACCUUUCCAUUUCUAUUGAAUUAGAACUGUGUAGCUUUUCGGAUUCGGAUCAUUUUAUACGAUAUAUCGAAUUUUACAUUCUUAUUGGGCAUGUUGUCCGGAAAUUUGUUUUUAAUAAAACGAAAAUAUUUUUAUUUUUGCUCUGGGCCGAUCUUUUUAUUCAAGGUAACCGUGCUAAGUCUUAUAUAUUAAUUAAUAAUAUCAAUAAUAAUAUCAAUAUAUAUAAUAUAUCUUCUUUUCUUAUUAAUAUAGGUUAAGUUUAAUAUUACUUUAAAAUUUAAGUUGAAUACAGUAUGUUCUACUUUCUAUGCAGUCCCUGGGUUAAAAGUGCAGUAUUAAAUAAUACCAUUUAUGUUGGUUAUCAAUUUUAGUUAUGAAAUUUAGUUAUUAGUUUGAGUUAUCAAUCCCUGAUAGCCAUGGUAACCUUAUAAAUAAUAAGUUCUGUUUUAUUAAUCCUCAUAAUCAUGAUAAUAAUGAUAGUGGUAAAUGUAAGUUUUGGUUAUAAUAGUUCAAUUCUACAUGGUGUCCACAAGCAUUUCAUGUUCUCAGGAAUUCUCUUCAGAAAUUCAUAGUUAACAAUAACAUAGUCUUUAGAUUUCAUGAUAUUAGGUGCAAAGAUUGUUAUGUUUGGAAAGUGACCGCUUUAUUAUUGUAUGGUAUCAUCAUAUUCAUCAAGGUAGAAUUUAUGAUUAUAAUGUAUGAUAAAUAUCACUGUUCUUUGGUUUAAUAAUUCCAAAACUAAAGCAUGCAUCUCAUCUUAUUGUUGAUUAUUUCUUUAAAUAUCUUCCAUAGAGGGGUUUACAUUUGAAUUAUUUGACAGUGACUCACUUCACAGACAUGAGUCUGUGUGCAUGAAGCAUUUUUAGGAGUACACUGAAUAUUUUAAUCUUAUUUGAAAAUUGUUACUGUAUAUUAAUUUAUUUUUGAUGUACUUGAA